Messenger RNA from Dreissena polymorpha, 1215 nucleotides. RefSeq lists its product as uncharacterized. Lineage: Eukaryota; Metazoa; Mollusca; Bivalvia; Myida; Dreissenidae. The record is from RefSeq and is a predicted model, not a curated record. The transcript has 3 exons. The coding region runs from base 36 to 488 and encodes 150 amino acids.
AGAUCAGUACUUCAUAGAUCGACUAAGUGGCCAGGAUGAAUAAGUUGAUACUUUCACUGCUUGUCGUUGUGUGCGUUGCCGCCAUCAAUGCCAGAGGUGAUGAGGUGGAUGAGGCCCUCUACGACACGGAUUACACCCAGUCGACGGGCCUGGUGUUCCCACGUGACUGCAAGAGACGCAAUUUGGUGAAAUACGCCCGGAAAUGCGAUCUAACGGUCACCAGGAGAGGGAAAUGGUACAUCGUCAAGGACCCCGACACUGAUACGCGAAUCACGGUCAUCCCGCGAAAUGUCAGAAAAAAUCGUCGGUGCCGGAGAAUCAUCAACCGUCUGACCGCUCGAUGUGAAGGAGGUAGCACAACCACUGAACCUUCUACUACACAGCAAUCAGCAUACUACGGCGAACCAGAAUACUACAAACAGAACGAAACACCUGAAGACGAUGCGACGGCACAAUUGUACGAGACCUACGAAUACAAAGAUUACUAAGAAAUUCAAUAUUUUAAAACAAGCCUCGCUCUGGGAAAACAGGGUUUAAUACAAAUGCACAGGCUAAUCAGGGACGUCAAUUUCCGCCUAUAAUUAGUUUUUGGUGAAAAAGAGACUUCCUUGAAACAAAAAGUCGCAUGUAAGCGGAAAUUAUCGGCCUCGUUUCAAAGAAAAUAUUUCUGUCAGGUUUUAUAUAAAUGUUGAGCUUCUCUCCGGGGAAACAUUGUUUCAUAAAUGUGUGUAAAGUGUCCCAGUUCGCAAAGGCUUAUCAGGGACAACACUGUUAUGCUUUUUUUUCGUUUAAAGGAAGUCUCUUCUCACCGAACAUACAGUUUAAAUAGAAAGUAUCGUCCCUAUUUAGCCUGUGCGGACUUCACACGCUAAUUUACAACGACACUUUACGAACGUUAACAAUACUUUGCGAACGUUAACGAUACGUUACGAACGUUAACGAUUCAUUACGAACGUUCACGAUACUUUACGAACGUUAAUGAGAAAACCUUUCCUAGAGCGAGGCUUGCAUACUUAAUUGUUCCACAGAUAUAGAAAUGUUAUUUUUUUACCAAUAUGUUACGAAAUAUAUACAUCCUGACAUUGUUUUUGUAAUUCAGAUAAAACAUUAACUGUUGUCUUAAUCCACAUUCAAAACGAAAUAGAUUUUGUUAGCAUUAAUUGUUUAAUCAUCAAACUAGUUUUAAACAUGCUUGAAAUGGAAACGCUAUUAAAC